Brassica rapa (field mustard) is the source of this 10994-nucleotide messenger RNA. RefSeq lists its product as uncharacterized. The record is from RefSeq and is a predicted model, not a curated record. NCBI's taxonomy places the organism in Eukaryota, Viridiplantae, Streptophyta, Magnoliopsida, Brassicales, Brassicaceae. Gene Ontology annotation, molecular function: zinc ion binding.
AUGGCCGACCACUGCAUGGUUAUCCCCGGUGAAUGGACCUCCGCUGGUGAGCUCUGGGAGUUUGUAAUCGACAAGAAGAAGAUGUCCAGGAUCGUGCCCAUUCACCCUGGAGUAUCGUUGUCUGAGCUUCGAGAUAAUGUCGCCAAGGAGUUCUACACGUUCACCGUCCCAGCUCCGCCGUCUACUCUGAGUUAUUGGCCUCCUAACAGUAAGGAGCUUGCGACAGGGCUCACCACUCCACCGAUUAUCAUGACCAACGACGGGGCCAUAUCAUAUUUUCUCCACCACCUAGCUAUAAACCCAACCAUGAACUUGUUUGUCACUUUUGAUGCAAAAGGUGAGCAACCGCAACAAAGUCAAGUUGCUGAAAAUCCUCACCCUUUAGUAACACCCAACAAACCCAUAAAGCCAAACUUCAACCCUUUUCGCCCUCUUUCAUCCACCUCCUCCAAAAUCCCCAGCUUUUCUCUUUUUGAUGAAGACGAACUCCUUGAAGAAACCCCCCUCCACCCAACUAACGAAAACAUUCCCCCCUAUUCUGAUGGUACAUCUCCACCCCCAGGUCCCUCUAAAAGAAUCCGUGUCUCAAUCCAAGACGAAACACUUUCAUGCGGAGAUGAAAUGCUAGAACAAAUGUUCAAUGAGGACCCCGACAACAUCCCCGAAGAUUGGCAACUAGACGACGAAGACGAUACCGAGCCUGAUACUUCAGACCCUCUCCAGACAGUCCCGCUUAGUGGUUUUGACCAUGACUUUUGGGAACCUUUGAUAGGGGAAAACCUGGGUGGUUCCGAUGCAGCUGAGGUCAUGGCAGGGUUACAUGUUCCAAAAACCGCCCCUGAAACCUAUCAAUCAACUACCGGCAGCGUAUUUGACCAUACCGUCCGUUUAUCCGGCGAAGAUGAUACAGAUUGGAAGAGAGACCUUGAUUUUCUAGGUGUACACCAGAAGGAGCGCCCGCCUGGACAAUCUAACCCGACGUACACGCGUGCGCAAAAAGAUCAACCCCACACUCCUUACCCCCGUGGACAUUCCGAUACUCCGUACACGCGUACGCCAACUGGCACUCCGCACACGCCUCAUGUGGGUGUACAUCCUAGAACACCGUACACGCAAACAAGGAGAGGUGAAACGUCUCCGCGUACACCACAACCAGAACACGCUCACCCGCACCCGCCCAUCCCUCAGACCCCACCCCACCGGGAGACUAGGCCGCUAUCUGAGAUUAGUGAUGAGGAAUUUGAUAUCCCCCCUCUCUAUGACGACGUUUCUUACGAGGCUGAUGAUGUACCGGAUCUUAACCUAGACGAGAACGAUACAGAGCCCACCGUGGGAAAGCUAUACGCCACCAAGCAAGACUGUCAAAUUUCCUUAGCUAUCUAUGCUAUCAAGAAGCGCUUUCACUUUAGGCAAACCCGGACCACAAGGAACUCAUUUGUGCUCAGUUGCCACGACACCCACUGUGAUUGGCGCAUAUAUGCCAAAGAACUCACUACAUGUGGUUAUUACACUAUAAAGAAGGCGAAGCUGGAUCAUACAUGCCCUUUGGACCUGCGCGAUCAAUACAAGACGAAGGCCACCUCUAAAGUCAUUGCUCAUGUCUAUCGUUCCCGUUACGGUGAACCAAAUGACGGCCCAAAAGCUGCUCAGCUACAACAACUGGUGCUGGAGGACUUGCGUGUCUCUGCCUCGUACAUGAAAUGUCACCGUGCGAAAGAAAAAGCUGUCGACAUCACUGUUGGUAAUGCAGAGGACUCCUAUCUUAACCUUGCUGCAUACUUUGAAAGGUUGAAACAGACCAACCCCGGGACCAUCACAGCCAUUGAAACUGAACUUGACGAUUUUGGUGAUUCCCGUUUCCUCUACGCAUUCCUCUCCUUUGGCGCUUCAAUACAGGGUUUCCGUAAGAUUCGCCCCGUUCUCAUAAUUGAUGGCACACAUCUCUCUGGAAAAUACAAAGGCGUACUACUAACAGCUUCCGGUCAAGAUGCCAACUUCCAAGGUUUCCCACUAGCAUUCGCUGUUGUUGAUGGAGAGAACGACGGGGCUUGGCUCUGGUUUCUGACUAAGGUUGAAAGGAUAAUUGCUGACUCACCUGCUCUUACCAUCAUCUCAGAUCGCCACAUCUCACUCCUUAAAGCAAAGGCAAUUGUUUUCCCACAUGCGCAUCACGGUGCCUGCAUCGUCCACAUCAUGAGGAACGUUGUCGCCCGUUACAAGAGCAAGGGACUUGCCAAACUUGUUUGUGCUGCUGCAUUCUCAUUCAAACGCAAAGACUUUAACGACAACUUUGGAAAAAUUCGCCAAUCAAAUCCAGCUUGCGCCAAAUACCUCGAAGACAUCGGCACCGCUAAGUGGUCGAGGACUUACUUCCUCGGAAACAGAUACAAUCUUCUAACCAGCAACGUCGCCGAGCAACUUAACAACGCGCUGAAGAAAUCCAGACCCUCCCCAGUUGUUGAGUUAUUCAUGUUCAUCCAGCGGAUGUUGACACGUUGGUUUUCUGCUAGGAGAACCAAGUCUUCAAAGCACAGGGGCGCUGUCACCCCAGAAGUCGCUGCUGUUAUUGACACACACAUUAGGUUAACACAAGGUAGUAAAAUCUCAAACAUCACAGAUUGGAGCUACCAAGUUAAGGGUGUUUUUGGCCAUUCUUACACGGUGGCUCUAGACACCAAAGUCUGCUCUUGCCAAGUUUUCCAGAAACUCAAAAUACCUUGCGGACAUGCAUUGCUUGUUGCUGACUCAGUCGGUCUCCCCCAUGUCCAACUCGUCGGAGAUUGCUACAGAACCCAUACAUGGAAAGACACUUACGCUGGUGUCAUCUACCCGGAGGCCCCUUUUGGAGAGAUCCCUAUCCCUCCUGCUAUUGCUUCUCUCAAUCUACAGCCUCCUAAUACCCGCCGUCCUUCAGGCCGUCCGAGGGACGGACGCAUCCCCUCUACUGGUGAAUUCCAGGUUCCCAAAAAAACAAAACUUAACAAAUGCGGCCGCUGCGGUGUGACGGGGCACAACCGGGUUAGAUGCAAACUGCCCAUCUAAUCUCUGGUGAAUCCUAUAUCCACAGACUUGAUCUUUUGGAUAGCGCCUUCACCAUGCCAAGCGCUUUUUCCCCUGUUAUUGGGUUGUAUUUUUGGAUAUUGCUUUUCGGAUUGCUUGACUUGCUUUUGUUGAAGACGCUUCACUGCUUCACUUAUGUUAUUUGCAAUCAACACUUUUAAAUUCUCUUAGCAAACAUGUCUUCAUAAGGUUGAUGCCCCCAACUGCAUGUACUAAAAUCAUGUACAUCAUCUGUUACACACUACGUUUCGUACACUGACCACUUCUGCAAAAUCAUGUAUAUCCUCCGCUCACCAACAAAUCUCCCAAACUCGUACAUUCAACCCCAUCUGAAUCUCCCAAACUCGUACAUACUACCACAUCUUCAUGUACUAUGAAGCUCUUCCUCCACCUUUUCGUUGUCAUACCAAAGUUUGCACCUAUAUACAACCUACAUACGAGCACACUCGUUUGUACACUCGUAAAUACCACUCGUCCAUUUAUCAACCACUACACAUGUACACAUUAGGUCCUCUUGAUGUGGCCUAGCACCUGUCCACGUUUUUUCACAACACGCACACGAUAACUCCCACACAUCGGUUGACCCGUUUUGUGCACAGCUACAUUAUUGGUCGUACUGCCUACGUAUGUACACCGUAGUCACGAUGCAUAUGUACACGGUGUUCCGCUUAUCUCCGGGUUCCUACGUCUACGGUUUGUACAUAUGCAUCGGGAUUAUCGUGUACAUAUGCAUCGUCCCUACCGUGUACAUACGUUGGCAGUACGACCUGUAAUGUAGCUUUGCUCGUGUACAUAUGCAUCGUGAAAUUUCAUGGACAUAUGCUUUGGUCAUGUACAUAUGCAUCGUGAUAACCGUGUUUGUACACGGAAGCCACCACGACAGAAAACGGUAGAUGUCGUCGUGUACAUAUGCAUCGAGACAACCGUGUACAUACGCAACGUGACUACCGUGUACAUACGUAGUAUGGAUCCAUCGUGAUAUUUCAUGUAGAUUUGCUUUGGUCGUGUACAUAUCCAUCGUGAUAACCGUGUGUGUACACCGUAGCUUGCAUCGAGACAACCGUGUACAUACGCAACAUGACUAUCGUGUACAUACGUAGUAUGGAUACAUCGUGACUAACGUGUCCAUAUAGAUCGUAUCCACCGUGUACAUACGAAGGCAGUACGAUAGUCAUGCAUACCUUGUACAUACGUAGCUAAUCGUAAAUAUAUCAAAGCUUCUUAAUUCACGUUAGCGUACACCAAAGUGAUGUAUCUUCCAACGCAUAGUGCGAACAAUUUUAUACAUCAUGUUCAAAAACGUUUAUGGCACACCACUACUUAACAAACAGAGAUGUUGUUUGCAUCACUUCAUUCCACAAAUAUCUUCAUUCUCACCCACAUCACGAACAAAACUUAAAACAACACUAACCAAAAAACAUGCCUCCAUACGACUUAGUUUACGUCAAUAUCCGUUUCAUUCCAACACAUAAUACAAAGCAAGCAAACGUUUAACUGACACAAUAGAUCCACACGCCUAAACAGUUACAAUCCAACAAAAAAAGGUUGUUCGAGAUACACCCACUAACGCAAAUACAAGGGUACAACCACCCCUCUGUAGAUAUCCAUGGCAUAAUGCUUCCGGAAUAUGUCCACAAGAUCAUCUGUCAGCCCCGCCAUCGUUGGUUGGGGGUCACCAGUUGCAUGCAUCUCCAAGAACUUAACAGCCACAGGACCACAAUCACCGCUGCGCCUGUUUUCAUACAAACUAGUAACCCGUUCAACUCGGAACGGUACCUGCGCACGCUCCCCCACGACUUCAGGAGGACACACCUUCUUAGCUACGUAAGGUAACAUUGUCGACACAGGCUCCAACAACUCCUCUACCUGCUCCAUCGUCUUUCCUUGCGGAUAAGGAUCAAACACAUAUAUUGUCCAUUCAGUUAGACUGAUACACAGUCCCACCCAGUGAGUGCCUUCCCAAAUCAUUGGCGUGUACAGCCGGUCAACUUCCAUACCCCAUCUUUGCCUAGGCCUCGUCAGGUAAUUAGUGAUUUUUGCAUCCCCUGCUACUCCAGUUUUACGCCUAGCCGCCUUAAACGACCUACCCUUCCCUUGCAUGUGAGCAGUGAACCAUGGUGCAAGGAACAUACCCCCUUCCAAGUGUACACCAAGCCCAUAACGCCUCUCGCUGUAUUGCAUCAACACUUCCAUAUGCUGUUCAACAAAAGUAAACACUAGCAACUUCAGGAUCAAAAACAAAACUACCAAUUCCAUAGACUGAGUACUUAGCGGCAUUAAACACAAAGUCUAACGUAAACAGUCCACGGAUAUACCGUGCUAUUAACCCAAACGCCCGGUGUAGCUAGUUGAAGGAAAAACUCAUUGUCAAGAUCACGCCCCCCAGCAUCCACAUGCAUACUGCGCAACAAAAUAAUAAUUAACACAGUAAUGUACAUAACAGUCCAGCAACUUGACAAAUAUCGUACGCUUUCGGAUUGGCCUGCAAAACUCUCUCAAAAAAGGGAUAAUCUACGUCUUCGUUCAACGGGACCAUCUCCUGCAAAGCAAGAGGAGAUUUGGCCAAAAGCAAGGCAGCAAGUUCUUCCUCGUCCGCCACUGGUACAUGCUUAGGAGCCACUUCUGUUGGUGAAUCACUCAGAACAACAGUCCCGCUUCCUUCUUUAACCUCAGCGGCGUCCUCAUCUGUCAGAUCGUCACCUGAACCAAUCUCAUCAUCUCUAACCUGCAAAGAAUACAACUACGGAAUCAGGUUGAGUUAGGAGUCACCAGAACAAGGUAAAACAUUACCACUACAUUCGCCUUGCCGGCGCUUUUGGGCACGACUGCCUGUUCCUGAUCAGAUUUCUUGUCCCCGUCUAUCUCAUCCUUCAAGGCCUUUGUGUACAGUUGCUUGUUAUUGUACACCUACGGAAUCAGGUUGAGUUUGCAGGGAACAGAAGAACGAGUAACAUUACCACUAUAUUCGCCUCGCCUGUGCUAUUGGGCACGACUUCCUGUUCCUGAUCAGAAUUCUUGUCCACGUCUAUCUCAUCCUGCAAGGCCGUGUGUACAGUUAUUUGUUAUUGUACACGUAAGACUAAAUGUUCGUGGUUCCAAAAACUGUAUCCUCGUACAUCUCCAAAAAAAUUCACACAUAAUAAAAAAAAAUUAUUUUUGUACCACAAUAGGCGGGGCAGCAGAUCCACCCACGGGCUUUCCAGUAAGGCCGGCUGCGGGAAUACUAGCUACCUGUACAAACGUCCACAAAAUAAACUUUGUGGACACCACAUGUGUACACAGAAUGGCUUUGUACCACAAAUGUUAACUCACCAUGAUGACGGGCGCGGGGACUGGAAACUCCGCCACCACUUUAUCCACCACCAUAGGUUUCUCCACCUGCAGGUGACAGUGCAAAACCAACUGUGAACACUUGGUUCCUAAGCUUAGAAAAAUCUAAAACGAGAGAAAAAUUUACCUUGUCUUUAUUUUCACCGCUCACCACCAUGAACUCUUCUACCAAACCAGAACGCUUAGCACUGUCUUCACAGCUUACCCCAGCCUGUGUUGGUGCUACGCUUAGAUCUGACAUCCCCACCAUUGGUGGGCCAGGGAUUGAUUCCAGCAAAAUCACUCCACCCUGCCCCUGCAGGUUAUCACACGGCGGGGUAAACACUACUAAGAAGGCAGUGAUUAUGUAUACUCAGAGCUUGAAAUGUACUACCUUUGCUUCGACAAGUUCAGAUAACACCCCAGCUUUCCGCAUCACAGCGCCAACCAGAUCAUCCAAACACCCCUGCUCCUGUAAAUGGUUCUCAAAAAAUGUAAACCUCAAACAGAGAACAUCCCAACAACCUGCACAAUUAAAAGUACUUACCACUUGGCUUAUUCCGUCUGUUGUCACUUCUACGGGGGCGUUCUCAGCAUGUUCCGCCUGUAAAAAGCUACCCUUUAAUUUGUAUAAACAAGCGACUGUGAAGAAAAAACCAACAUUAGCAGGGGAUGCAAAAAAUACCUCCGCGACCCCCCUCUGCUCGUCGGGCCCCGGGAAGCCAUCUAGAUUCCCACCUUCCGGAAAGUCUAAUUCCCCACAAACGUCAGCAUUAUGCUCUGGAGCUAGACUGGUUGUCGUAUCAGGAUCUUUAUCAACAGCUUGCCUUUUAGCAUCAGCACCCCUAACCUUUAUGGCACUUCGCCGAUAUUUCUUCUGAAUAGUAGCCUUCAGCCUCUGUUUCAGAAUCUUGAUAGUCCUACCCUGUUUCUCGCACACACUCUUAAGCUUCUCUACCUCCACAAAACACUCGUUCACCCGCCCCUCCAAUGCAGCAAACUUCUCGGUGUCUACACUAUUAGACCCGCCCCUCCUAAAAAACCCACUGAUCCUACGUUGUUUACGGAUAGGCUCCUGCUGAGCUGCCACGUUUCUCUUCCUCUUCGGGGAUUUUGGUUUCUCCUCGUAAACAAACAAGGGGUCGAGGGCAUCACCACCUAACCAGUUUUCCUUCUCAAAGAUAUGACCGUCCUUCAACAACUGCACCAUGUAAUCCACCUUCUUGUCGUAAGUCUCGUCAUCCCAUAAUCCCCACCUAUCGUCAUGAUCCCCGCUAAUCUCCAUCAUUGGCUCUACUAUCAACUGCAAUCAAAUACGUUCACCAGUUAGCUUUUACACAUGUACACUAUAAACCCCAAAUGUGAAUAGUCGUUACGUGUGUUUGCAUGUACAUAAAUAAAAUAAUCAGUACAAUAGUCAUUUCUGGUACACAAACAACAAAACUCGUACACGCCUAUCAAGUUUAUGUCCACAUAAUAUACUAGCCAUUUUUGUAUACAUAUGGACAUACGCCCACAUUCAGCCACGUACACAAACAAAUAGAUGUACACUCAGUAAACAUAUAAAACGCACAGUAUCCUACUUACAGAUUAUGCUUACCAAAGGGUCGUGCUCGGCUUUCCUAAUAUGCACCACACUAAGACCAGCAUGUUGCGGCAUUGCUGGCUCUGGGUACUGCAUAAUAGUUACGGCAUCGUCGCCUCCGACAAAUGCCGCCAAACUAGGAACGCAACGGAAUGCUACCAAUUGCAAUGCCAAAGGGAAGCCUACAGUUUUCACUGUCUGCUGCCUUAGUUUUUGGCAAAAAACACCCAGGGGAUCCUCGAGCUUACCAAACACCUUAGGGGGCGGCUUAAGAGUACUAAGCGUCCACAUAAAUGACUCCCUCCCCCAUGGAAAGUCAAAAAACUCAUCAAGGUUUUCCAGCAACUUGACAUAUUUCAGAGUUGGCUUUGGUUUCUGCAAAGUCGCCACCAACACACCAUCAACAAUAACUAUCAAACAGAGCUUCAGUUUCUUCUCCCCAGACAUCUGCGGGUCGCUUUCCACCAUCGCCAUGAGAUCCUCCACAGUGGCGUUGCGGUUUCUUCCAAUUAACCUUCCCCAAAACUCAUAAUUUUCGUCCGUCGCCUGGAGUUGGUAAUCAAACCUGUAGCCAUCUUCGAACUCGCCACAGGGCAACCCCGUAACCUCACCGAACUCCACAAGAGAGAAAUGCAAAGGUUUCCCACCAAAAACGGGCCACAUCUCGUACUUUUUCUUCGUAACAACUUGUCUCGUCAUCAGACUGUGCACAACUUUUCCGGCGAAAAGCCUACGGGCGGGAAUCCGAAAUAGGCCUCCAAAACAAGAGCCCAACAACAAUUCCAUCUCCGGAGUUCCCCUCAGAACGUCGCGAAUCCACAACAGAAAAUCAACCGUAGAGUACAUAUUUACCCUCUCGCUCGGAAACCGAUCGGUCGCGAAAAGCCUCUCCGGCAAACGCUUUGCAAUUUCAUCGCACCCGUCUUUCUCUAAAAAAAAACAAAAACACGAGGUUAGUACUUGAGUAGACAAAAACGCAACAUAAAACUCUCACGAACUUACCAUUCGCGGGUUGUUUAGACAAACGCUUGGCCCUCCCUGUCGCUUCCUCCUCCGGCGACGUCGUUCUAUUCCGGGAACUCCUGCGGGGGGAUAUGCUUCCCCCUACAUCGACGCCGACAUUUUUGUUGUGUCGUAAGCUUUUGCGGCGGUUACCGCGUUGGCCUCCGUCAUCGUUCUCCAUCUCCUACGGCGGUUCUUGGGUUUCACCUUUCCUCCCUCUCUCUGUAAAAGGUAACUCCCGUCGUAUUUCUUUAAUUAAAUGAAUCCACCCACUAAAGCCAGGGUUAAAAGGUGGUGGGGUCCUCCAUCAGAUUUCGAAUUUCAAAAUGUCAAACGAAAUAAGAAACCUAACCGGCGCCAAAAUUUUCAGUUAGGAGAGAGUUACAACUUCAGGGGUAAAUUAAGACAUUUCACCUAGAAAACUACCCUUGUAGCAUUAACUGCCUUUCUGUGUAAAAAAAAACAUAAAACUGUCUUGCAGUGUUAAUAACUCUUAAAUAUGGUUAGAAAACAAUGAAAAGGCAAUAAAGAUAUGCACAAAAGUAUCAUUCCACUUAAGUUCUAACGCUUUCAAAUAUAAGAUAUAUGACAUCUUAUAGAAUAUGAAUUGAGUUUCUAUUCAUUUUUUUAUAAAAGUUAAUAAUAUGGUUUUUAUAUAUGUGAAACUGUCUUUUUCAUGCUUUAAGUAAUGGACCAACUUUGCAACUCACUUAUAUAUGUUUGAAUGUCUCAAAUACAACAAGAACAAUAAUGUAGAUUUUUUUAUUAAUAUUAAAUUUAGAUCAGAUGAUAUUUAAUAUAGCCUUAACCUUUUAAUGAAUUGCCCCCUUAUGAAAUAAAACUUUCAAUUUUAGCCAGACACUAAAAGCUGGUCUUUUCAAUAGUUACAAACGCCAAUUUGUGAUAUUGACAUGUGAAUAUCAGCUCAUUUAGCUUCACACGUUUUAUAACAUUGUUACUCUCUUGAUUAUUUUAUUCUUGCAAUAGCAUCAGAUUUUCUUUUGAAUUUUAUUAUUAUCAAAAAUAAGAAAUUGACUAAAAACACAAAGCGACAGAUAAUCAGAUAUCAAUCCAACCAUUAGAUUAUGUAUGGAAAGUCGUUUUCUUGAUAUUGGUUUGAAUUAUACAUGGAAUGUUUGUUGGUAUCUUUAUCCCAAUAUAUUCAAGUUGUGUAUAUCCUCCUCUUUGAAGUAGUAAAAUCUCUAAAACGAGUUAAUAAUUAAUUCCAAAUCUGAAACCAAUAUCUUAAAAUCAAAUAUUUGUUUACAUAUAAAAAUGUCAAAUGGAUAAUUGUUUCCUCAAAAGGAAGGAGGAAUUAAUUGUUUUAUAAUCUACCAAAAUAAAAUAUUUGUAUUAUUAUCAUAAGAAAAUCUAGUAGAUAAAUUUAUUUUCCAACCAAAUUGGUUUGACAAAAAAAAAAACCAAAUUGGUACAAGAGACAUCACGUGGAGGUUAAAUCAACCACUUAGCAAAAAAGAACGGAUACAAUUUAAACUAAAAUAUCGGAUAGGGGUCAAAAAUCUAAGAAAGAGAAUUAAUAAACGGUCCAAAUCCAGCAAACAGUUGGCUUUAUUAACCAAUGAAGUCGUAUUUCAAAAAAGGUCGCCGAAACAAAAAAACAAUUUAAAAUUUCACCCUCAGAGUUCCUAAUAAUAACGAAACUACCACUCAUUUUUAAAUUUCAUUAUAAAUCCCUCUCUCUCUUUCUCUCUCUCUCUCUCUCUCUCUCUCUCUCUCUCUCUCGCAUCGUCUUCUCCGAUCUCUGGAUCUAGGGUUUUUGUUUCUUCUCUCUCCUCUCUCUAUCCUCUUCUUCACUUUCACGGCUUAGCAGAACUCCUCAGGUUCCGAGAGUUAUAGGGUUUCUGAAAAUUCUCUCUCUCUAGAGAUUCAAAGAUCUUAACUUUCUUCGAUCACUCCACUCUGAGAUCACUUUCUGAGAUUUUGAGUUUCUGGGUUUGUUCGUAUCGGUCAGAACCAAUCAGGGCGAGAUUAAAGUCGAUAACUUUGAAGAAGAUGCAACAAAACCAAGUGAAGAAGG